AUGGAUAUUGACUAUCAAAAUAUAUUUAAUAUGCUUGAUGAAUUAAAAAAUGAAACACGAAAAACAAUUGAAACAAUUAAACGAAGUCUUUUGUCUAGUCGACCAAUUUUACUUAGUCGAGAUCAACUUGAAGAUUAUAUCAAACGUAUUGAAUUUGCUAAUGAAAUUAUGUUAAAUUUAGAUUAUUUAGUAAAAAUGACAUUCGAUGCAUAUAUUAAUUUUAUAAAUAUACAUUGGGAAACAAAUGAAAAUUUUGAAACAAUUGAAAAACAAAGAAUUAUAUCGGAAAGAUAUGAUAUGUCAAUGACAGAAUGGCAAUUUAUAUUAAGUAAAAUUGAACGAUUUCAUGAAGUUGUCAAAAAUUGUACUUAA
This is a messenger RNA of Rotaria sordida, 372 nucleotides long. The record is from the annotation of a GenBank genome assembly. Lineage: Eukaryota; Metazoa; Rotifera; Eurotatoria; Philodinida; Philodinidae.